This is a messenger RNA of Sciurus carolinensis (gray squirrel), 2682 nucleotides long. It is a transcript of the gene Tada1, whose product is annotated as transcriptional adaptor 1. NCBI's taxonomy places the organism in Eukaryota, Metazoa, Chordata, Mammalia, Rodentia, Sciuridae. The record is from RefSeq and is a predicted model, not a curated record. The transcript has 8 exons. Gene Ontology annotation, molecular function: transcription coactivator activity. Gene Ontology annotation, biological process: regulation of transcription by RNA polymerase II. Gene Ontology annotation, cellular component: SAGA complex. Bases 491 to 1612 code for a protein of 373 amino acids.
CUCUUGCGCCUUCUCUCUUAUGACUGAAGUUCCCUGGCGUGGAUGUCGUCUGUGAUUUUCCGAGGUUUUCCUUCGUGUGAAAAUUUGGGGUGGUAGUUUUGUUUUUCAUUAAGAGAAAAUAAUUCAAAGUUCUACAAGGACUAGAAUUAAAAUCCAUUAAUUUGCAAGAUCCUGUUUUUUGUAAACAUUUGGUGACUUCCAAAAAUGCAGUGUUCUACUUAAUGCGUUCUUUUCAUAUUUAUUUUAGUUGUAGAUGGACACAGUGCCUUUCUUUAUUUACAUGUGGUGCUGAGGCUCGAACCCAGUGCCUCACAUGUGCCAGGCAAGCGCUCUACCACUGAGCCACAACCCCAGUCCUACUUAGUUUUAAUAUUCAUGUUUACUAUCAAUCCAUUCUUUGCACACUUAAUUAACAAAUUUUAAUGAUUUUAGUCGGUAAUGCGCCUUCCACCCUCACUCGUUACUCGGACUUGUGCACUGUGUGACACUGAUGAUGUUUACGGUUUUUAAGCGCAGUGGGAGACUUCACUCUUGGGAAUAUCUGAACGUGCUGGUCUUCCUGACACUCAAUCUGAAGGAUCUGGCUGGAGACUGGGCGACUUUAGCCCUGCUCACAUGCUUGGUUGCCCUCCAUUGGUCCCUCUCAUCAGUCACACGGGGAGCUCAGGGCUGCCAGAGAUACUGGGCUAACUUAAAGCUGUGGUUCAAGCAGAAGAUCAGCAAGGAGGAGUUUGACCUUGAGGCGCAUCGACUUCUCACACAGGAUAAUGUGCAUUCUCACAACGAUUUCCUCCUGGCCAUCCUCACGCGCUGCCAGAUUUUGGUUUCCACACCAGAGGGUGCUGGAUCUUUGCCCUGGACAGGGGGAUCUGCAGCCAAGCCUGGAAAGCCCAAGGGCAAGAAAAAACUCUCCUCUGUUCGUCAGAAGUUUGAUCAUAGAUUCCAGCCCCAGAACCCCCUCUCCGGAGCGCAACAGUUCGUGGCAAAGGAUCCUCAGGAUGAUGAUGACUUGAAACUGUGCUCCCAUACGAUGAUGCUCCCCACGCGCGGCCAGCUGGAGGGGAGAAUGAUCGUGACGGCCUAUGAACAUGGGCUGGACAACGUGGCUGAGGACGCUGUUUCAGCUGUGGUCUACGCGGUGGAGAGCCACCUCAAAGACAUCCUGACGUCAGUCGUGUCCAGAAGGAAAGCGCACCGGCUGCGGGAUGGCCAUUUUAAGUAUGCCUUCGGCAGCAAUGUGACCCCACAGCCGUACCUCAAGAACAGCCUGGUGGCCUACAACAGCCUGAUCGAAGGCCCUCCGACCACGUCUGCUCCCUGUGCGGGUCAGAACCCAGCUGUCCACCUGCCCCCGGAUGCUGCCGAGCAGCAGGCAGCACUCCUGCUGGCCUGCUCUGGGGAUGCUCUGCCUGCGCCUUUGCCUCCGGUGAACAUGUACGACCUCCUUGAGGCUUUGCAGGUACACAGGGAAGUCAUCCCUACACACACUGUGUACGCCCUCAACAUUGAGAGAAUCAUCAUGAAACUCUGGCACCCAAAUCACGAGGAGCUGCAGCAAGACCAAGUGCACCGCCAGCGCCUGGCAGCCAAGGAGGGGCUUUUGCUCUGCUAACUGGGGUUUGAGGGUGUGGGGUCCUCCCAGGUCACGCUUGCUGAGGAGAGCGCGUUGGGUCCACAUUUCGAGGCUGAAGUGUAGUGUACAUAUGACCUUUCCUAUGGAAAUGUGACAUUGUUUUCUGUUGCUGUGAGGACAUUCACGUGAGUGCAGUGCCACUUCCUGUCUGUGCUUGCUCCCAGUUACGGGAGCAGGCGUGAUGAAGUCCUGUGCCCAGAAUGGGGACUCCUGUCUGAGGCCCCGGGUAGGGUGCACCAUCCCAGAGGGAAGGCACCAUUGUAGCUUGUCCCCAUGACUAGCAGGACUCUCAUGCUCAGUGACAGCACACACCUUCUGUGGCAAGAUGAAACUUCACCUGUCCUGAAGAACUGCACUGUUGCUUUUUGUUGGAGCAACCUAUCCAGUGUUGAAAAUCAGAUACCUCCUCUGCUGACUGGUUUAAUUUUUAACAGCUAUAGGUAGCCCUCAAAUGAUCCAUCAUUUCAACUCCACAGAAAGUAUAAGGUCCCUCCUUUGCUCUUAAAACCAGCCAACCAACUCUCCUGGAAUGCAGUUUACUUCAUAGAAUAUCUUCCUGCAGCUCCAGUUUGUCUAGUAUUGAUAUGCCCAGAGAUGACUGACAGAUGUGUCAGUUACACUUAGGUGUCUUCCCAUAGCUCAAGUUCGUGUGGUGUUAGUAUGCCCAGAGGCGACUCAAGGCACAUCUAAUUAUUCCUAUAGAACAUGUUUUAAGAAAUCUUACAAAUUGGAUUUAUGCUUGGUAAUUCUAUUUCUAGGAGAUACCCAUUUCUACCCAUUUAAGUGCUAAAAUGAAAAAAUGAUCCAUUUUGACAGUGUUACUGAAAAUCAACUUUGCUUUUCUAGAGAUACAUAUGCUUUUUACUCAAUAGUGUUGAUGGACAGAUUAGAUUGUAUAGAUGGGUUUGUGUAGGACAGGAAUGGCUGUAUAGGUAUGUGUACAUGGUUCAUAAAUCUGAAGCUCUGUAUUUGAUUUUUGUACUUUAAAUGUGACAGUUUGACAGAAAACCUUUUUUGUUGUUUAUUAAAUACAUAGGAAAACUAUUGUA